GUCGAUCAUUUCAACCUGAUCCGUCCGCGAACCCUCGACGCCGAAAGACAAAAUCUCCCAGCUAGCGUGACGGACGCUACCGAUGGACGAUGGCAACGAGAGUGCGAAGCUUUGAGAGGUGCAUGGCGAGAACAGGGCUUCCCAUAGUCAGCUUAUCAUAGUAAAUUGCGAGAAGCGUAGAGUUGUGCGGAGCUACAAUAGCAGGAGUAGUGACAAAUACUUCCUCACGCUAUAGUAACAAGUAUUUAUUAGAUGUUCA
Molecule: messenger RNA, 259 nt
Organism: Amoebophrya sp. A25
Lineage: Eukaryota; Dinophyceae; Syndiniales; Amoebophryaceae
Source: the annotation of a GenBank genome assembly